AUGAAGCUCCUCACCUGGCUCACCGUCCUCGUCGCCGCCGUGCAAGCAGUCCCCACCCCCGAGCCGGCCACAGCCUACGCCGGCGACAAACGUGUCAUCGGAAUCGGUGUUUACCAGUGGAUCAAGCGCGCGGAGCCCUAUGAUGAGCUCCAUGGGGUCGACAAGCGUGUCAUCGGAGUCGGUGUUUACCAGUGGAUCAAGCGCGCGGAGUCCUACGAUGAGCUCCCUGAGGUCGAGAAGCGCGUAAUUGGAGUCGGUGUUUAUCAGUGGAUUAAGCGCGCGGAAUCCUACGAUGAGCUCCCUGAGGUCGAGAAGCGCGUAAUUGGAGUUGGUGUUUACCAGUGGAUCAAGCGCGCGGAGUCCUACGAUGAGCUCCCUGAGGUCGAGAAGCGCGUAAUCGGAGUCGGUGUUUACCAGUGGAUCAAGCGCGACGGUGAGGACGUCGAAGUCGCGCAGACCCAGUAG
Truncatella angustata is the source of this 465-nucleotide messenger RNA. RefSeq lists its product as uncharacterized. The record is from RefSeq and is a predicted model, not a curated record. The coding region runs from base 1 to 465 and encodes 154 amino acids. The transcript has a single exon. NCBI's taxonomy places the organism in Eukaryota, Fungi, Ascomycota, Sordariomycetes, Amphisphaeriales, Sporocadaceae.